AUGGCGCAGAAAGCAGCCAAAUCUCUCGCCGCCCGCAAUGCCUCCGUGCUCCUCCGAACCCAUCUCAUUUCUCUUGGUCUUCAUGCCAUUUUCCUUGUCCUGCACUGGACCUUCGGGCGUCCUCAUGCGCUGAAGCCCUACCUCUUUCUAGCCUGUCCAACCCUUGUCAUCGAAUUUUACCUGGACCGUCUAGGUCGUCCGCGGUAUAACCCCGCCGACGGCUCUCUACGCUCACCUGGUGAAGACUUGGGUGCGGCCGGCCUAACCGAGUACAUGUGGGAUGUCUUGUACUGGACCUGGGGCUGCAUCGGAGCUGUCUGCGUAUUCAAUGACCGCGCCUGGUGGCUGUGGAUCGUCGUGCCUCUGUAUUCGGUCUGGUUGGCGUACACGACGUUCAUGGGAAUGAAGUCCGGAUUGGCCGGAAUGGGUGGUGCCGGCGCAGACACACCGGCGGCUGAGAGCAAGCGCCAAAAGAAGAUGGAGAAACGUGGUAAUCGAGUGCAGUAUCGGUGA
Molecule: messenger RNA, 513 nt
Organism: Aspergillus terreus NIH2624
Lineage: Eukaryota; Fungi; Ascomycota; Eurotiomycetes; Eurotiales; Aspergillaceae
Product: SND2/TMEM208 family protein
Exons: 2
Coding region: 1-513 (170 amino acids)
Biological process (GO): vacuolar protein processing
Cellular component (GO): intracellular membrane-bounded organelle
Source: RefSeq, a predicted model, not a curated record